Molecule: messenger RNA, 2965 nt
Organism: Paralichthys olivaceus (Japanese flounder)
Lineage: Eukaryota; Metazoa; Chordata; Actinopteri; Pleuronectiformes; Paralichthyidae
Gene: fbxo21
Product: F-box protein 21
Molecular function (GO): DNA binding; protein binding
Source: RefSeq, a predicted model, not a curated record
UCACAGAACACCUCACGCCGCACAGCCCGCCCCCCUGGCCCUGCCCCCUGCGCCAUAAGGGGGCGUGGCCAGGACAAUGAGGUAAUCGGGGUAAACAGAAAAGAUGGCGACGUCUGUAGCCGGAGACGCGCAGCAGAGUCUCAAUGGGAUUAUCUCCGAGCCCCGCGACAAGAAACUGACCGACCUGCCGAGCGAGCUGCUGGAACACAUCCUCUGCUUCCCCGUCCUGCAGCACGGGGACGUCUGCAACGUGUCCUGCUGCUGCAAGCGGCUCCACGACGUCUGCCACGGGAGGGGAAAGGUCUGGGGACACCAGUACAAACUCAGAUGGCCGAGGCUGCAGAGGUUUUACCGUCAGAACGAGUGCUGCGACUGGCUCAAAGAGUACAAAACUCGCCAUCGAGUGGGUAUACAGAUCAGAAGGACGGUGGAAUCAAUCUCGAAGAGGUUCUUUACAGAAGUUAGAUCUGUAACUCAGCCUUGCGUUGGCCAGGUGCUCGGAGACAGCUUUGCAGAGAUUGAGUCGCUCGGGAUGCCAGAGCACUUUUGUGAAGACGAGCUCCUCUUCAUACUCAACUCUGACAAGAGGAAAAGCUUGACUUUGAAGUACUAUGCAAAGAAAAUCCUUUACUUCCUGAGACAGCAGAACAUCCUGAGGAGUCUGAAGACAUUCCUGGAGCAGCCUGUGGAGCAGCAGUCGGCUCUGGAAGGUGCCGUACUGGUGGAUCAGUAUUGUAACCCGCUGGCCGAUGUCACACUGGAGAGCAUAUCAGCCCAGGUGGAUGAGAUCGCAGAAAAAGUUAAGAAGAUGCUGAGAAUCAAGAACCCGUCUCACCCCAGCCUGCGACUCGCUCAAGGUGACUGUUUAGUCGUAGAAGACUUUGAUCUCCAGCGGCAGGUGGUUUCUGCCUUAAACGCCGUCCUGUAUGAGCAACUUCAAUACAAAGGCAACGAGUUUGACUACUACAAUCCCCUCAACUCUUACAUCCACCAGGUGCUAGUACGCCACACAGGCAUCCCCAUAAGCCUCUCUGUUCUCUACAUGACGCUCUCCCGGAAGUUGGGCGUUCAGGUGGAACCCGUGAACUUUCCAAAUCACUUCUUGCUGCGCUGGUGCCAAAAACCAAGAGGGAGUGAGGACAUCUAUGACUUUGUCUACAUCGAUGCCUUUGGUAAAGGCAAGCAGUUGACAGCCAAGGAGUGCGAGUACCUCAUCGGCCACCAGGUGACGGCAGAUUACUACAGUGCCAUCAGCACCACAGAGGUGCUGCUCAGGAUGGUGGGAAACCUGCUCAACAUCGGCAAGAGAGGCGAGGGCAAUGAGAAAUCCUACCAGCUGCUGAGAGACUCUCUGGACCUCUACCUCACUAUCAACCCAGACAACGUGCAGUACCUGCUGCUGCAGGCGCGUCUCUACUUCCACCUGGGCAUCUGGCCAGAAAAGGUGCUCGACAUCCUGCAGCACAUCCAGGCGUUGGAUCCCUCCCAGCACGGGGCCGUGGGUUACCUGGUGCAACACACGCUGGAGCACAUCCAGCACAAGAAACACCCUGUGACCCCUGAGGUGAAGAGGCGCAGCGCUCCGGAGCACCUGGAGGUCCAGUAUUCAGUCGGCCUGAUCAUGAAACACAAGAGGUCAGGUUAUAACUGUGUGAUUUACGGCUGGGACCCCAAAUGCACCAUGAGUCAGGAGUGGAUCACGACCAUGAGGGUCCACCAGCUGUCCAGCGGGGCCAACCAGCCUUUCUACAAUGUCCUCGUACAGGACGGAACAUGCCGCUACGCAGCGCAGGAAAACCUGGAGCCCCACUCAGCCCCCCUGGAGAUCGGCCACCCGGAGGUGGGACGCUAUUUCUCAGAGUUCGCCGACACCCACUACGUUGCCAACGAGGAGCUGCAGACACGAUACCCGGAGGACAUGAGUGAAACCCUGGGCUCGGUGCAGGAGCUCUACCACAGACUGACGCCUGGCUCUGGGAACCAAGAGCAGGCUGCUGCUGCUGCUGCCGCCUCAGACCAAAACAACCACCAAGCCAUGUCCAAGUAGCAAAGCAUCAUGCUGACCCAGGCUGAGCAAUCACUGGUCCCCCGGGCUCAAUUUACUGUCCAUUUAGAUGUUGCUCAAUUGCACAGACUCAAGAAAAGAGCAUACAGUAUGUGAUAGACAUGGAAACGAUUCAUAAAUGUGGUUCUGUAUCACAAGACUGUUUACGAUUGGAAAGAUAUUUUCAACGUCUCCAAAUCUGGAUAAGAUCAAAAAAGUCUGGAAAGUCAUUGUUAAAUAUUGUUAAUAUUUCUGCUUCAAUACACAUCUCAAAAAAACCUCAGUACAUUUGUUGUUAAAACAAAGCUUCGUUAUCGAGUUCCAUUUCCCACAAACCCCAAAAACUUCAAUAUCUUAAAAUCCGGUCACAAGCUUGAGUUUGGAUAAAGUAUGAAAACUGACAUCAGCCGACAGCUUGACGGAUAAAAGGUUUGACGUUAACACCUAAGUGGACGUGUGAAUUCAGGAUGGGGUGUCCAGGUGCUGUAAAUCUCUCUUUACCUAAAAACCAAGGAAUGCACCUUCACCCAGAGAGCUCCUCCAGACCCCCCCCCCAUCCUUCUCCUCCUCCUCCCUGCACCCAGCACCAGUCAAACAAGCCCCCAGUGCAGAGCCUAAACCCACCAGUUACAGUGCCACAGAAAAUAUUUACCAUGAAAAUACUUUGUAAAUUGACUUUUACUUUUUAUUCCCUGUCUUCUAAUCCAGUUCCAUGCACUUACGAGAGUUUAACUUUCUCAUUUCAAGAGUAAAGUUUUUCUUUUCUCCUGUAUAUUAACAAGUAAUAGGCUUUGUGUCUCGGCUCAACUCUGCAGUGCGAGCCGCUCAUGGAAAAACAAAAGAGGAACCAAUAUAGACUCUACUGACUUAGAAUAAGAGCUUUGAGGAAAUGAGAGAACAAAUAAAGCAUUUCAAGUUUUA